AAUGGAAUAAUUGAUCGAUUAAAUUAAUCAAAAAUAGUGAAACUGAUCCUUACAAUUGAUUACAAUCCUCCAUCUCUAUAUUCCUCUAUCUAUGAUCGGAACACGGCUCUAGGUGCAACACCUGUUCAGUGUUCAUAAGUACCUAACUUCAGACAUGAAGCAUAUAUAUGUGACGCGAAGCAACGCAAAGUGAAUUAUCGAUACAAAUGAUUACACUGCAUGUUAGAGCGAGAUGAGAACGAAUUGGUACGACGACCGUUAUGGUAACACAGGGCAACGCGGCGGUAACGCUUUAGAGGGGCUUACAUUUUGACAGAGAAUCGUCGUGACUUUUGAUCGAGCAGGCAUGUUCAGGUACUUUUGGGCCUUGGUGUGCUGGUACUUCAGGCCUUUCAUAAAAUGGUUUUUGCGGCAUACCACGCAGAUGUGCGAGCUGCAGAGGGUCUGCUACGGACAGCCGUCCGGGGCGUUGCGUACUUUAGGCGUCGAAAAGUCUCUCGAAUUGUCGCGCGACGCGAAUAUUAGGACUCUCAUCGCAUACCUGAAUGAUAUCGUCGAUCACCGUGGAAUAACGACAAAAACGGAGCGCAAGAUCCUGGAGGAUGCCAUUAGAACUAUAUUAGUGACCAAAAGGAUCAAUCCCACGGCGCAUCCGGAUUUUGCCAAGUCAUUUGGCAAGUGCGUGGAACUGAUUUGGGGUUACCGUCAACUUUGCGUGGAAUGCGAAGAACUCAGAAAGACCUCAUAUAACGCAGACAAUCCACAUCAUGAGCAGAAGCUAUUGAAGUUGUGGAAUCUCCUGAUGCCAUAUGAACCCUUGGAAGCGAGAGUAACCAAACAAUGGCAAGAGAUUGGCUUUCAGGGGGAUGAUCCCAAGACUGACUUUCGUGGAAUGGGAAUUUUAGGACUAGAGAAUCUCGUUUACUUUGCUCAAGAAUAUCCCAGUAUGGCUACGCAUGUAUUGUCUCAUUCGAAUCAUCCACGUUAUGGCUACGGGUUUGCUAUAGUUGGUAUAAAUCUUACAAGUAUGGCUCUGAAAUUGUUGAGAGAUGGCAGCGCUAAGACUCACAUAUAUAAUUCCUCAAAGACCUUGCCGACGAUACGUGCCUUUCAUCAGUUUUAUUGUUAUCUAUUUUAUGAAUUUGAUGGAUUUUGGAUCGAAUCCAAGCCUAGUAAUAUGAUGGAAUUCUCAUCAAUACAAGAAAAGUUUGAAAACAGUAUCAGAAUGGCAUUAGCUAAUCCAUCAACUGUUUUCAGGAUAAAUGCGGCAGUUGACAAUAUUUAACAUGAAUACAAAUUGCCUUUUAUUUGUAAGAAACAAGACCAAAAUGGCUAUAUAAGGAAUAAGUACAAUUUUUAAACUGGCAUGAAGAACUCAUUUUUUGUUUUAUGUUUUCACAAUGUCAACUUUAUUGUGAUAUUAAAAUAGCAUUUAAGUGAA
Molecule: messenger RNA, 1441 nt
Organism: Pogonomyrmex barbatus (red harvester ant)
Lineage: Eukaryota; Metazoa; Arthropoda; Insecta; Hymenoptera; Formicidae
Product: ELMO domain-containing protein 2
Molecular function (GO): GTPase activator activity
Source: RefSeq, a predicted model, not a curated record